This is a messenger RNA of Penicillium pulvis, 573 nucleotides long. Its product is annotated as NOPCHAP1/New4 family protein. The transcript is spliced from 2 exons. Bases 1 to 573 code for a protein of 190 amino acids. Gene Ontology annotation, biological process: box C/D snoRNP assembly. Lineage: Eukaryota; Fungi; Ascomycota; Eurotiomycetes; Eurotiales; Aspergillaceae. The record is from RefSeq and is a predicted model, not a curated record.
AUGGGUUCAACAAAUCGCAAAACAACUCUUCCAAUGCGGCCCUCAGCGCCGGUCCCUGAGAACGAAGACUCAGACCCAACUUCCUCCUCCGGCUCCUCAUCCUCAGAAAGCGACAGCGAAGACUCAGAAGAUGAGAACGAGUCCAUUCACCACGAACCCAAGGCUACACCUGCGAACACAUCAUCAAUACCUAAUAUCUCUGGUCGUCCCAAGCCGCAAAUACAUAGGAUUCAGGGGAACUCAGAAUUGCUGGCGCGGUUGUCUGCGUUUCUGCCGCAGAUGAAGAGUGCGAAUGAAGAGUUGGAGAAGGAUAUUGCUGCCGGAAAGGACGUUGUUAUGGAUGAUGAGGAUGAGAAUAAGGAUUACAUUGAGAUGAAUCUUGGACUAGGAGUUUUGGAGGAAAAGCGUGACAAUGGGGAUGCUAGCGGUGAUGGGGCUGAGGAUGAGGCUAUGGGUGGGAUGGAGUUUGAUAAGAAGGCUAAGGCUGGCUUUGAUGAUGAUAUUUUAGAGAAAUUGAUGGGGGGGAAGGAUUUAGAUGCUGAUAAGCCAUCUAUUGAGGAGCUUGGUCAGUAG